UGUGUCUCAGCACAGAGCUCUCAUUCAGACCUCGCGGUGCCCUUCCAGCGCCUUGCUUUCUACCCUUCCUGACUAAUUUAGGGCACAAACAACGAAUUUCCUGCAAACCGCCAGCCUCGGGGGUCCCCGCAUUCCUGUGGAUGAGCACAUCGACUUGGGAAUCCGAGGAAGACCAGGCUCCUGGACUCCAACACAGCCUCCUGAAUCCUUCCCACAGUCAGGAUUCCCUGGAAAAAUCUGAAUGUGUGAACAAGAGCACUUGGAGCCCAUGCAGAUCUUUCCGCCGCGAAAGGUGUUGUUUUGACCUCCUGCCCGGGGUGCAUUGGAAUGGCUUUGAAGGUCUUCAUGAACCCCCAGAUCUUCAGCUGUAAAGAUGAAAGUUUACAUAGAGGCCUCCUUGAAACAUCAUCCUAGUGUGGAAUGUACCAUUCUUCUCUCCGUACCUGAUACUCCUCGAAAGGGAAAAAAGUGUUGAGAUGGGAAAGGCGUCAACUACGUGUCCGCGGACGCAGUCUUAAACGCAUCUUCUCAGAAGGACAGCGUAAUGGCGGACUGCUCUGCCGUGGAGUUUUCCUAAGGAACCCUUGUCUUUGGAUCUCAGAUGACCACCACGUCCUUGGAGCCUCAGCUUGCCGCGAUUCAGUAGCAGCAUUAAGAGAGGGCUGCUCUCUCGAGAUGGGCUGCCGAGAAAUCCACCGGGUUUCUUCUUAACCUUGGGCUCUGUUUAUGACCCAUCCGAGAGGCUUCCCUCCCGGCUGCCUUGCUCCCUGGAAAGCCCUCUCUGUGCACGGGCUCACCUCACGGCGUGGUUUGCUCCGAGUUGUAGCGCACGGACGCCCGCGGAUGUGGAAGUGAGCCAUGUCGAGGCCCCAGGGACUGUUAUGGCUCCCGUUGUUCUUCACCCCCGUCUGCGUCAUGUUGAACUCCAAUGUUCUCCUCUGGAUAACCGCACUUGCCAUUAAGUUCACGCUCGUAGACAGCCAAGCACAGUACCCAGUGGUCAACACAAACUAUGGCAAAAUCCGGGGCCUAAGAACACCGUUGCCCAAUGAGAUUUUGGGUCCAGUGGAGCAAUACUUGGGGGUCCCCUAUGCCUCUCCUCCCACUGGAGAGAGGCGGUUCCAGCCCCCAGAGCCCCCAUCCUCAUGGACCGGAGUUCGGAAUGCCACCCAGUUCGCUGCCGUGUGCCCCCAACACCUGGACGAGAGGUCUUUGUUACAUGACAUGCUGCCCAUUUGGUUCACUGCUAAUUUGGAUACUUUAAUGACCUACGUUCAAGAUCAAAAUGAAGACUGCCUUUACUUGAACAUCUACGUGCCCACGGAGGAUGGAGCCAACACAAAGAAAAACGCAGAUGAUAUAACCAGUAAUGACCGUGGUGAAGAUGAAGACAUCCAUGAUCAGAACAGUAAGAAGCCGGUCAUGGUGUAUAUCCACGGCGGGUCUUACAUGGAAGGCACUGGAAACAUGAUUGACGGCAGCGUGUUGGCCAGCUACGGCAACGUCAUCGUGAUCACGAUUAACUACCGGCUGGGAAUUCUGGGGUUUCUAAGUACGGGUGACCAGGCGGCCAAAGGCAACUACGGGCUCCUGGAUCAGAUCCAGGCACUACGGUGGAUUGAGGAAAACGUCGGGGCCUUCGGCGGAGACCCCAAGCGCGUGACCAUCUUCGGCUCCGGUGCAGGGGCGUCCUGUGUCAGUCUGUUGACCUUGUCACACUAUUCGGAAGGUCUGUUCCAGAAGGCCAUCAUCCAGAGCGGGACGGCCCUGUCCAGCUGGGCAGUAAACUACCAGCCUGCCAAGUACACGCGGAUAUUGGCAGAUAAAGUCGGCUGCAACAUGCUGGACACCACGGACAUGGUGGAAUGCCUUCGGAAUAAGAACUACAAAGAGCUCAUUCAGCAGACCAUCACCCCGGCCACGUACCACAUUUCCUUUGGCCCCGUCAUCGAUGGGGACGUCAUCCCAGACGACCCCCAGAUCCUGAUGGAGCAGGGGGAGUUCCUCAACUAUGACAUCAUGCUUGGCGUCAACCAGGGCGAAGGCUUGAAGUUCGUGGACGGCAUCGUGGACAACGAAGACGGAGUGACGCCCAAUGACUUUGACUUCUCCGUGUCCAACUUUGUGGACAACCUUUAUGGCUACCCGGAGGGGAAAGACACUUUGCGGGAAACCAUCAAGUUCAUGUACACGGACUGGGCAGACAAGGAAAACCCCGAGACGCGGCGCAAGACGCUGGUGGCUCUCUUCACGGAUCACCAGUGGGUGGCCCCCGCGGUGGCCACGGCUGACCUGCACGCUCAGUACGGCUCCCCCACAUACUUCUACGCGUUCUACCACCACUGCCAGAGUGAGAUGAAGCCCAGCUGGGCAGACUCAGCCCACGGCGACGAAGUCCCCUACGUCUUCGGAAUCCCCAUGAUUGGCCCUACGGAGCUCUUCAGUUGUAACUUCUCCAAGAACGAUGUCAUGCUCAGCGCCGUGGUCAUGACCUACUGGACCAAUUUCGCCAAAACCGGGGACCCAAACCAACCUGUUCCACAGGACACCAAGUUCAUUCACACGAAACCCAAUCGCUUUGAGGAAGUGGCCUGGUCCAAGUAUAACCCCAAAGACCAGCUCUAUCUACAUAUUGGCCUGAAGCCCCGAGUGAGGGAUCACUACCGAGCCACCAAAGUGGCUUUCUGGCUGGAAUUGGUCCCCCACCUGCACAACCUGAAUGAGAUAUUCCAAUACGUGUCAACCACCACGAAGGUCCCGCCUCCCGACAUGACCUCCUUCCCGUAUGGAACCCGGCGGUCUCCCGCCAAGAUCUGGCCCACCACCAAACGCCCAGCCAUCACUCCCGCCAACAACCCCAAACACUCCAAGGACCCUCAUAAGACCGGGCCCGAGGACACAACCGUCCUCAUCGAAACCAAGCGAGAUUAUUCCACCGAGCUGAGCGUCACCAUCGCCGUGGGGGCCUCCCUGCUCUUCCUCAACAUUUUGGCGUUCGCGGCUCUGUACUACAAGAAGGACAAGAGGCGCCAUGAGACACACAGGCGCCCCAGCCCGCAGAGGAACACCACAAAUGACAUCGCUCACAUCCAGAACGAAGAGAUCAUGUCGCUGCAGAUGAAGCAGCUGGAGCAUGAUCACGAGUGUGAGUCGCUGCAGGCGCAUGACACGCUGAGGCUCACCUGUCCUCCGGACUACACCCUGACGCUGCGUAGGUCUCCGGAUGACAUCCCACUGAUGACACCAAACACCAUCACCAUGAUCCCAAACACACUGACGGGCAUGCAGCCUUUGCACACAUUCAACACCUUCAGCGGAGGACAAAACAGUACCAAUCUCCCCCACGGACACUCGACCACUAGAGUAUAGCUUUGUACUCCAUCCGCUCCAUCUGCUCCUCCCCGCUGGAGAGGGGGAGAGAGAGAAGCGACCUGUGCCCACCAGCAGCGUGGGUCACCCCACUGAUGUAGAACAAGAGCAAACAACGGGGCCGCCAUCAUGUCCCUGUGGACACAUCCCAUUGGCAUUUCCCAGUAUGACGAGAUCUCCUUGUGACCCUAUGAAAUGUGAAAAAGUAGACAUUGCUGUUACAAUACCGCUUUAACAUCUUCACCCCUCCAGACAACACGUAGUGUGGCUUAGGACAUCACCGUCUCUAGGACUUGGAUGCUUUUCAUGUUAACAAUAGAAGCUGACACUUUGGGAACUCAGCCAGGGACACUUAACAUUUUUUUAAAUUAACAAAUGAAAAAAAACAGUUAUGUGCCAUAUGAUGGAUGGCUAGGCUUAAAGGAAAGAAGAGUCUGUGGGCUUUUACCCAGCACUUGGAGCUGUAAUCCAGAGAGACAGAAGGAAACGUAGAAUUGUAUUAAUGCAAGACCUGACUAUGCAGUAAAACACGUACAGUUCUGUGCAAAGAGAUGUUUGGCCAGCCUGAACUAUAUUUAAGAAACUUUGUAAAAAAAAAAAAUGAAAAGUGUAUAUAGCUGUGAGUUUCAACAAAAAUGCACACAGAGAAAGAAAAAAAAACCAACAAAAAAAGCUUUUAUUGGUGUUUUCAGUUCGAAAGACCUUUUAGCAAGGUUGUGUUUUCCAUUGUGGUCUGUAUGUAUAUAAAUAUAUAUAUAUACACAUUAGUCAUCCACCUGUGUUUCCUCCAGGACACAGGGGGACGUUCUUCUUAAUUCCUUGGGGUAAGCAAAGACAUGGUGUUUUCUAACGCAUUUCAUUUGUGGGAGGCUGUGGGGUCACACCAAGGACCCAGACCGUCUGUGUGGUGGGGCUCUUCCCCCCCUUUUCGGGAUGCAUGCGACAGCAUCGUUAGGAGACCGACCGGUGUGUUAGCAAACUUUUAUUUUCAUGCGUGUUCUAGCUUCCAUGGAGUUGCACCACCUAGAUGGACCCCCCCCCCCCCCGCCGCAACCCUGUCCCCAGCGUGGAGUCUCUGUAAAGCUUGCUGAAUUAGAGACACGCACACUCAGAGCCCCUGCAGGAAAGAAAAAACACAAAAUACAAGUCUUGGUCUGUGGUUGUGGUUCUUUGAAUGUGUUUAGCGAGAUCUUGCUGCCCACCCCCAGGGGUCCUGCCAAAAAGGAAAGAAAGCUUGCCUUUGGUGGGGAUGGGGCCGUGCCCUGCCGAGUUAAUACGGCUCAGUGUUUUCCAGCAGCUGCACAAAGGGCUUUGGGUCCUCAACUACCUGCUUAGCUUAGCUAAUCAGAUUGAAGGAGGGCGUGCAUCUUUCCUUCUUUCCUUAAGCAGUAAGUCCCUUAUUUAUCCGGAAAGCAAGAUUGUUUUUAUUCUUUAUAUCGUUUAUGGGGCAAAACACCUGCUUGUCUAAGGAACUGUGAGGCUUGUGUAUCAGUCCCUGAUCCAUGAGUCGUACGGGUAGAAAACAAACCCACCGAAAACGACGGAACAUUCAACGCAGCGUGCGUGGUGUUCUGGGAAGUUAGGGUCGCCUUUGCUGUCAAGACACGGAAGUUAUUCACCCCACUUCAGAUCGGCAUGCCGGGGACUGGAGAUUUGCCCUCCCACACCCUCCUCAUGUCGCCAUUGCCUUUUUAAUUUUAUCUGAAGGAAUACUUUGAGUGUCCUACAGCGUAAGGGAAGAUGACAAUAGGUACUUUAUAGUCUGUCUUUCAAGAAUUACUGCAAACAUCAGGAAAUAGGAGCCAAAGAUGUUUGAAAAUACUGUCUCUGGGCUUGACUGUGGUUACUUUAGAAACGCAGGCUUCCAAGCCAUUGCUGAGUUGGGGAUCUCCACAAAAUCAGUUCAGCAUUCUGGCCCCUUGACAUAACGCCCGAAUACCGCACCCCUGCACUAAAACAGUGGCCAUCGGUACUCACGUCUUCGAAGAUGCCCUUCAGCAAAAGACAGUUCUCACAAGCGCAUAGAAGUCACACGAUCAGCUCUGUCGUCUAGGUUAAAAUUUGAGCGUGGGUCUCUGUAUAUACGUAUGUGAAAUAUUACAGUCCCUACUUGGCACAUGACCAAAUGACAGUCCUUUCCUGCAGCUCAACGUGUCACGGGGACAAGUUUUGUCCCAAGUUCAUCCUUCUCCAAAGCUACUGUCAGGCCAUUCAUGCAAGCUCUGUUAUCCCCCCCCAGCUGGGCUACGGCCAAUCGGCUGGUUUUCCAUACAGCUAGCCGGCAGGUGAUGUUUGCCAUCAGUGUGGGUCUGGUAUGUUUGUAAUGUGAAUUCCAAUAUUUGUUUAGUAUUUCCAGUUGUCUUCUGCUAGCAAUAUGCACAGUAAUGUAUCAGGCUUGUGACAUUUGGAUAAGGAAAAAAAAAGUUCUUGUUAAGUGAAUAACUUUAGCUUUUACAGAGGAUAUGAUCAAAAGAAAUUUAAUACACCUUAAAUGAGAUCUUAUUUCUACAUGGAAAGAAGUUAUAGAAUCUUCAUAGAGUUCUAUGAGAAUAAAAUAUACUUGCUAUCUAUAAAAAAGAGAAAAAUGAGAAAAAAAACAAGAAAAAGAAAAUAAGUUAAAAAAAAAAAAAAAAACUUUCCUAGGCUUUUAUUCUUGACCUUCACAGGCACGCAGGGUUUAAUGGUUUCUUGGGUUAUUAUUUUGCAAUUUUGUUUUUGAUUUUGCCUUAAGUAAUGAUAGGAGAUAUAUAUGGCUGGACACAUAUGUAUAAACUUUUCAGCAGCAUUUUUAAUAAUAAAAUAUCACAGUAUUUUCUAA
Molecule: messenger RNA, 6187 nt
Organism: Suricata suricatta (meerkat)
Lineage: Eukaryota; Metazoa; Chordata; Mammalia; Carnivora; Herpestidae
Gene: NLGN4X
Product: neuroligin 4 X-linked
Exons: 9
Coding region: 859-3369 (836 amino acids)
Biological process (GO): synaptic vesicle endocytosis; chemical synaptic transmission; presynaptic membrane assembly
Cellular component (GO): cell surface; postsynaptic specialization membrane; synapse
Molecular function (GO): neurexin family protein binding; signaling receptor activity
Source: RefSeq, a predicted model, not a curated record